Cavenderia fasciculata is the source of this 489-nucleotide messenger RNA. RefSeq lists its product as uncharacterized. The record is from RefSeq and is a predicted model, not a curated record. Lineage: Eukaryota; Evosea; Eumycetozoa; Acytosteliales; Cavenderiaceae. Bases 1 to 489 code for a protein of 162 amino acids. The transcript has 3 exons.
AUGUACAAAAUCAUUACUGUUAUCUCUUUGCUCUUUGCUAUUAUUGCAAUCUCAAAUGCUGCUUCUGUACUUUCAGGAAGAUGGAUUUGGCAAACAGCAGCUAAACCAUGUGGUCAAUUAACCUAUACCAAUGUUACCAGCACUGGCAACACUUUCCAAAGUUAUGGAGUUGGUGGUCUCUCAAACACCUUCCUUGUCAACUGUACCGUCAACCCAGCCGACAACACCUUUACCGGAUUGGGAACACUCUACACCCCAGGCACCUUCUCCAUCUCUGGAUACACCAAUGUCAAGGGUCAACUCCUCAACCCAUUCAGUUUGGUUGCCGUCUAUGCUAGCAAUUCAAACCCAUACUAUCCAGGUGGCACCCAAUACUACGUCUUUUCAAACUGUAAUUCCAACCUCGAAGAAAUGGAAUCUCAACAAGACACCUAUUUUGAGAAUUUCAAGGGUUUAGAUGUUGUUGGUCUUCCAUUCAUAAAGAGAUAA